Messenger RNA from Cinara cedri, 3215 nucleotides. The record is from the annotation of a GenBank genome assembly. NCBI's taxonomy places the organism in Eukaryota, Metazoa, Arthropoda, Insecta, Hemiptera, Aphididae.
GCCAUGUUUUUGUUUAUUUUGUAUCUUUACCAUGUUUAUUGUUAUCAGUGUCCGGGUCAUACGUUUACUGAAACAAGCAAAACGUGCUUAUUAUUUAAUGGAAAGAAAUUUUUAUUAAAUACAAUUAUCAAAUUCGUUUUUGUUAAGUUAUUGGUAUUAUUUUCAUAAUGGAUGAUAAAAACCAGAGAACUUUGUCUGUCAGUUCAGAUAGUUAUGAAUCUUCUAGUUCUUCUGAAAACGAAGAAUUAUCAAGUUACAUUUUUUACUGUAACCGACCAGAAUGGUCAGAUGUACAACCGAUUCUUCAAGAUGACGGUCCAACUCCAGUUGUUCGGGUAGCAUACUCUAGAAAAUGUGAGUAAUAUUAAAUGUAAAAAGCUUAACAACGUAUUUUAUAACCUCGCCAUGGGAGUAGGUAGAUACCUACCAAGUAUAUAGUAUACUAAUGUGCUUAUUAAAUUUCCAUUUUGAUAUUUGUUUAUUUAACAUUAUUUAAACACAGUUUAUACUAUAUUCGUAAUAUUUGAUUUAGUUUCAGAUGUAUACGACUAUUUGAGAGGUGUUCUUGCAACUGGAGAAAAAUCUGAAAGAACCCUUGAAUUGGUUACUACUGCCUUAAAAUUAAACCCUGCCAAUCAAACAGUAUGGAAUUACCGGUUUGUCAAUACUAUGUAAAAACUUACUUAAAUAAAAGAUGAUCAUGUUUUUUUUUUUUUUAGUUUGGAUAUUGUGUUAUAUUUAAAAGUAGAUUUACAUGUUGAAUUACAAUAUGUAUCAAAUAUGAUCCGUAAAUUUAUCAAAAAUUAUCAAGUAUGGUAUGUAUAAUAUGGUAUGAUUUUACAAAUUGGUUGAUUUAUUAUUAAAUGAUAAUUAGUUUAUACCCUAAUAAAAAAAUUCAGUAUUCAAUCUCCACAAAAAUAUUUUACAAUCAAAUUCAAUUCAUCUUCAAAAGUACAAUGUAAUAAGUAAAUUAUUUUAAAUUUGCUGACCAACAUUAUUAUACCUAAAUUUUAAUUUCAUUAUAUUUAUAUCACUAUUAUUGCAGGAUUAUUACAAUUAUUAUGACUCGCAAUUAUUAUUUCUGUAGAAAUUAUUUUUUUUAACUUGAAUCAUAUUUUAAAAUAACCCAUUAUAUUUUAUGUUAUGUUUUUAUAAGUAUAAUUUCUGUGCCAUAGUAAUUUAACAUUUUAGUUAUGAUGAAAAAAUCAUUUUGGUUGUGUAUAGACAGCCAAUCAUCUGUAGCAAAAAUGUAAAACUGAUAAUGUGUCAAUAGCCCUCAACAAUUCUACUCAUUAUCUAGUCCUUUUGACCAUAAGCUAAUUGAUUUUAUAUACACCCUAUUAUAAAAAAUAUAACACUUGUAAGUAAAUAAUAAAAAUGUAUCAUGUAAUGAAUUGCUUUGUAUAACCAUAAUCAGUGUUCAAAUUGAGGAGAAGACUCCAUACCUCAACUAAUUUUAUACAAAUGUUAAUAUUUCUCAACUGGACAAUACAACCACCCUAAAAGUGGAUAGUCAUAGGAAGAUUUCUGUUAGAAAAGUUUUUAACAGACAGAAAACAAAAUGUUUAGUUUAUUUUUAGAGUUUGAGCACUGGCUAUAAUAUAAUUUCAAGUAAUUUUUGUAUUAAUACCUUAGGCAUUAUCGUAAGAAUAUUGUAAAAAUAUUAAACGAUCCAUCAGCUGAAUUAGAAUUUACAGCAGAAAUUUUAGAUAUGGAUCCUAAAAGUUACCAUGCUUGGCAAUAUAGACAAUGGGUUCUCAGAAAAUUUAGGUAAAGUGUUUAAAAUUCUAUUAAAUUUUAUGGAAUUUUUUUAUUUAAAGUUAUAUCUUUUCUAUUUACAUUCCAAUUAAUUCAUAAUUUAUUUUUGUUUGCUGUAUCUAUUUUAGUCAUCUAAUAGAAAAAGAGAUGGAAUUUGUUGAUAAAUUAAUAUCACAGGAUAUUAUGAAUAAUUCUGCAUGGAAUCAACGUCAUUUUGUUAUAAACAAUUUAGCCUAUGAUUCUAAUAAAAUUGUAAAAGAACUUCAAUAUACCUUUGAUAAAAUAGUAAUUUUAUCAAAAAAUGAAAGUUCAUGGAAUUACUUAAAAGGGUAAUGCUGAUAAAUAAUUAUGUGAAAAUAUUAACUAAUAAUUAUUUUUUCAUUUGCUACCUUUACAUAGAUUAUUAUUAUUCAAAGAUAAUAAGAUCUUGGAGAAUAAAGUUCGUGAUUUUUGUACAAAAUUAUACAAUGAUGGAAAUAGAUCAGUACAUCUCAUAGCUUGUUUGAUUGAUAUGCUUGAUGCAGAUAUAAAAUCUACAGAACCUAAAAAUAUUGCAAAAGUUAAAUUUGCAUUAAAAGUAUAUUCAUUAAUUUCCUAACGAGAUAAUUGUUUAAUAAUUAAUAAUACUAUUUUUUUUUAGUUGUGUUCUGAUUUAGCAAAUGUCUAUGAUCCUAUACGGUGUUCUUAUUGGACAUAUAUAUGCAGUGAUAUUGAAAAAACAUACAAUAUUAAAGGGGAUGAUAAUAAAAUUGAUAAUAACGACAUAUAAUGGAUUCAGUCAAUACUACGAGUCAAUACGAGUAUAUUUUUAAAAAAUAUUGUACCUUGAUCUAAUUUUUAGUUGUAAGGUAAAUUGUUAAUAUUAUACAUUUUUUUUUUUUUUAGAGAGAUAAACAAAGUAAAUUUUAUUUUCAAUGUAUUAAUUAUCGUAACCAUUGAAUUUUUUGUAGCAAAUAAUUGAUUUUUUAAGUAUAAUAUAGUAUUUUACUAAGUACCUACAAGUAAUUUUAAAAAUUAAAAACUAAACAAUUUGUGUGUGUUGUAAAAUAUUUAAUCAUUCUAUUGUUAAGACAGUAUUUUCUUACUUUAAUUUAAAUCAAAAUGAAAAGUAACCUAAAUUGUGUAAUUUUGCGAAAAAUGAUUUAAUAGUUAAUAGAUUGCUUUUAUUUUAUUGGACCUAUUACAUUUCCGAGUUAAUCUUGAAUCUAUUAGAAAUUGAAAAGUCUAAAGCCGAUCAUUACCGAUUAAUAAUGGUCUAAUGGCAAUAAUUAAAAGUACUGAUUUUAAUUUUAAUUGAUAUGUAACAUUAAUUUAUAUUGAAUUAUGAUUUCAAUUUAAUGAACUGCAGUAUUUUAUAAGCUAUAAGUUCUAAAUAAUCUUUGUGCAUAUGUUAUACAACAUAAGUUUUAUUUUACUUUUUUAUGAAUAAAUAAAUAAGAAUUAAAAUUGAAUAUAUA